Molecule: messenger RNA, 1641 nt
Organism: Xylona heveae TC161
Lineage: Eukaryota; Fungi; Ascomycota; Xylonomycetes; Xylonales; Xylonaceae
Exons: 3
Coding region: 1-1641 (546 amino acids)
Biological process (GO): protein targeting to membrane; peptidyl-L-cysteine S-palmitoylation
Cellular component (GO): endoplasmic reticulum palmitoyltransferase complex; extrinsic component of endoplasmic reticulum membrane
Source: RefSeq, a predicted model, not a curated record
AUGCUAGUCUGCCCGGACGCAGAACGAGGCUCGCACCGGAUACCUACAUCUCGUUCUAUUGAGCCAAGUGUGUCGCGACCUGCCCCAACACAUUCGAGACCGUCCCUCGCGCAACAUCGUCGGCCGUCGUGGAGCCGCUGGAGCUUGAGCCUCGGAGCGCGACGCUUCGGGGUCGGGUUCGGCGGGGGCUUCUUCGCUGCACAACCACCAACCGUUGACCAGAGGCCGCCCUCUUCGCGGCUUUGGAACCCAAUCAACUAUACACCGCGCGAACCGAAUCUUCCCAAUAAACUUAUCCAGCAUCCGCAGCUAGCAGGCGACGGCAGUGAAGAGCCAGAGCGACACGCACCCCCCGGGACUGACAUCAAAGAUUCCAUACCUCUUCUGACACUUCCUGAGAAGCGCCGCAGCAGACAGAGCGCGACUUCGCUGGCGGUGGAAGUUCCCAGUGGAAGAACGAGCAUUGGGUUACCGCGGGAUAGAGAAAGCGACAGUCAGCGGGACAGGAGAUCGCGGUCAAAAUCACCAUUCGUGCCAGAAGAGCUCCACGAACAUUUGGAGGAAUUAGAACAAAAGUAUCCCAGAAGCGGAGCCAUACACUUCAACAACGAAUUCGACAUGAGCGGCGCUUUAGAUACUGGUCCCAGCGUUGGCGCAAGUGGGAGUAUUGCGCCGCAAACCGGAACAGAAUCUGGAAAUGAAAACCCUCCAGCUCAGGUCAACCAUUACCCGUUCCCUAUUGGCGGCAGCACAAAUACAAACAACACCGACAGAGAUCUAGAACAUGGACUCCCGAGCCCUCGAAAUAAGCUUCAUCCAUACGGCCGGGCGCCAAUCCCGCCGUCAAUAGCUACGAGCCGCUCACAAUCAUCGUUACGGGCACCUUCUGUGCGGAAUCAUCACGGAGCCGGCCGUGGACCUGGCUCAGACCAUGGAGAUGGACACAUAAUACGGCCGGAUACCAGCUAUGGCGAUUCAGCCAGCCACGUUGGCUCAGCAGCCGGCGCUGGCGGGGACGAAUACGCAUGGGGCCCGUCACAUCCCUGUUUCCCCCAUAUGAAUGCACACGUGCCCCUCACCUCACCAUUAUAUUCCAGCACGCGGAUCAUUCGGAUAAAACGUGACUGGAUGAUAGAAGGUGACUUGGCGCCAACAUAUUCCAAUUUAUAUCCCGAAAUUCUUGACCCCUUAAUACCUGAGGGCGAAUUCCGGAUGAUCAUUCGCAAAUUGAACGACGACUUGAUCGACGCGUUCAACCCGUUUAGUUUCUGGAAUACCCUCGACGGUAUCAUUAGUCUCUUGACUUUUUGGCUGUGGGAGGACUUUGGAUUUGCCAGAAUCAAGCGCAGAUUAGCAGCGCUCGAAAGGUGGAUUGAGGCAUGGAAUCGAGACGUCGGUGCCAAAGAGGGAGUUCGGAUUAUUUCCCUAAGAAGAACAGGCUAUCUGACUCUGGACAUUCAAAUUCCCGAUCCCCACAUCGGGCUUGCUGCAUCAGAAACCGCGCCAUCACGACCCACAACUCGUCAUUCGUCCGCACCAGGUGUCUCCAAUCCCAGCGCUCGCCAACAAUACGCCGCUGCUCCGUCGCAGUAUUCGUAUACCAACGGCCGUACGGCGUCAAUCUCCGAGUCUGCGGCUUAA